AGUAGCCAUGGGCUAGCUUACAGGCUGCUAAUAGCCAAUGAAGCUGUCGUUCGUGAUAGCUGAGCUGAGGUUAUCAGGAACCUCUUUAAGGUUUUUUUCUUAAUAGAAAAGUAGAAUGGCUUCUUCAAACUUUUCAAUGACUUUUAAACUCUGACUCGACUUUUAAAGCGACCAUCCCCAGCGUUUUCUUCUCAGCUCUCCUGGGUGCAGUAUUUCAGGAUGUGGCCUUGUAUUGCUGUCGUCCUGCUGUGGAUCCGGUCAGCAGGAGGCACAGAAAAGGCCAAUACGUCGAACCAUAUUGAAUACACAGCUGCCGAUUUCUACGAAAGGCUGCUGUCCGGGAAGAUGAUGUUCCUCUAUUUUGAGCAACGAGUGUCUCCCACCGUCUCUCUGUUCUUGUUGGAGCUAGAGAAGUCAGCCGAAGCUCUGCGGGAUUAUGGAAUACAAGUCGGCAAGGUGAGCUGUAAGAAAGAGCCAGUUCAAAACUACUGCACAGGGGCAAAGCAACAGGAAAUGGCAUUUCUUUUCCGAGGCGGCAAAGAGUUCUCUAGUUUCGGUUUGGACACCGUCUUUGAUGUUAACUCCAUAGUGGCUGAGGUCCUGUUCGCCAUUCUAGGUGAUGAGGUGAGGUACGUCCACACAGAUGCUGACCUGCUGGCCAUGGAGAAGGCAGCCAAAGGGAAGAAGGACAUGGUUCUCAGUUAUGUGCGUAGUCUGGGAACACAGGAACACAGAUCACUAAUGGAGACAGCGUAUGUUUACGGAUCAAAAUAUCAGUUCAUUCUCAUAACUGGAGGUCCAGUAUUAAAGCAACUAGGAGUGAACGAAUCAUCCCAGCUGUCCCAAGUGUGGUUCCUCCACUGUAGAGCCGAUGACACCUCCAUGACCCUGGUGACCUCUGAGCGCUGCCCGUCGACACGUAUGAGGAAGGCCCUGUCCACUCUUAACCUGCACGCCUUCUUGCAGCAUUUGGAGGCCCCGCUUGUGUCUGAGGUGUACGUCGACCCUUCCUUGGUCCCGCCCCCACAGCUCCCCUACCAGCUGACGCCUCAGGUUUUCCUCUUUUCCCGCCCGGCGACUGCUCAACUUGACCGCGACAUGGCCGCCGCUCUAGCCUGGAGGCUGCGAGGCGUCGCUCUGCUGCUGCUGGUGCACAGGCAGAGCCCAGCAGUGAAGACCCCUGAUAAGUACAACGCUGCCUAUCGGCUGCCUGAGAAGAGUUCAGAGGUGAAAUAUUUGACCUUGCACAGCUUCGAUGAAGUAUUGACGCUCUUCACAAAGCAGGAGGAAGCAGAGCAGGGGGAGGAAGAGGAUGAUCAUGUAGAUGAAGAUGAAGAAUCCCAUUUAGGUGAACUGGAUGAUGAAGUCGCUGCAGAGGUCUAUAAAAACCGAGCACACCUCCACGACAUGGAUUCAGUCACUCAGCUAACUUCACACAACUUCCACAAUGAAAUUGCAGAAAGUAGCCUCACAGUGGCGCUGUUCUAUCUCAAAUGGGAUGCUGUUUCAAUGGAUUUUCUCAGCUCUUUCAUUGAAGUUGCAGAGAGACUUGAAGAUUCCCAUGUUGAGGACGUUCAUAUGUGUGUGGUGGACUGCGGCGAGUGGACUGACCUCUGCGCUGCUCAGCCUGGCAUGGCCGUCCCGUUCCAACCAAUCACAGCGUUCCCUAGCAUUCUGCUAAUGCGCCCUCACCAGUCGGCCCAGCACUACAGAGGAAUGCUGACAGGGGAGGCUUUGCAUCGCUUCAUCAUGAUGAGCCGUGAGGCGUCUCCUGUGCUACUGUCCACCAAGGAGGAAGUGACUUCCUUCCUUCAGGAGUCUCCUCACCCUGAUCUAGCUGGUUACAGGCCGGACAGAGCCCUGGGACUGUUUAGGACUGACAGCCAAUCAGGUCUGUCUGUGUUCAUUGAAGCAGCUAAGUCAUUAAGAGGAGAGGUUCUGACAGGACUCCUAACUGACGUAGUGAUGGAAGAAUGGGCUGCAGAGCAUGCUGUGGACCCUCCUGCAGUUUUGUUGUUUCCCUCCUGGAGGGAACCUGCCAACCCUUCAGUGUUGCCAGUGGAGUCAUCUUCUAAAGAGCUGCUGGCCCACAUCUACUCUGCUCUGCUCCAACCUGUGCCUGAGGUGACUGUGGAAAGCCUGCCGUCCCUGAUCUCCCUGGGUAAAGCUCUCCUUCUUCUCUUUGUGGGUGAAGAAGAUGAUGAGAUUGGGCGGAGGCACAACCAGGCACUGGUGGAGGAGCUGGCAACAGUGGUGGAGCAGGGAGGCGCCAAGAUGGAGCGAUACCUGCCCUGCUGGAUCCACCUUGGCCACACUCCAGCUGGUAUGUCUGUUCUGGGGUCGUACCUGGGCUCUAUGCCUCCACUUCCUGCCUUGGUGCUCACACAUUUACCCAGUGGGGAUGAAGUGUACCAGUAUCCACCCAGUGCCCCUAUACUGGGCUCCUCCGUGCUGCAGUGGCUGCAGAGAGUUGAGGAUGGGAUGGAAUCACCUGCAGGGAUGCUGGGUGGUGACGGCUGGCCUCCUGCUUUUCAGUUCUACGACUUCCUGAAACUCAUGGACAUGCCGGAAACCGAGGAGGAAGUGGAGACGGAGGAAGUGGAUGUCGAGGAACAUUUGGUGACUAAAAGAAUUCCAGACGACCAACUGGAUAUGAAAACUAAACUUCACUCUGAACUUUGACCUUUAAACGACACUACUGACUAUUUACUGAAAGCAUUAUCAAUAAGCGGUUAUUAAGUUGUAUACCAACCUUUCCUGCACUUGAGUGCAUAUUCUACAGGUGUUACCUUGAAGGUUUCUAAAGCGGCUGUUUCGUUUCCUGGAGUCUGUGGUUUUGCAUUCACCGUGAUGACAGCAGCUUUAUCAGAAGGGGCUUACUUGAACGCUAAAUGUCUCCUUUGAUAUACAUCCUCUAUGGUUAACCUCAGCUGCUAGUGGAAACUGUCAAACAGCUUAGUAUUUUACAUAUAUAUAUUUUUGUAAUAAUAAACAGGUACUAUUUCUUCACAUUUA
This is a messenger RNA of Cyprinodon tularosa, 3015 nucleotides long. RefSeq names its product thioredoxin domain containing 16 (gene txndc16). The record is from RefSeq and is a predicted model, not a curated record. The coding region runs from base 220 to 2682 and encodes 820 amino acids. The transcript has 20 exons. Lineage: Eukaryota; Metazoa; Chordata; Actinopteri; Cyprinodontiformes; Cyprinodontidae.